AUGGUCAACAUCAAAAGUAUCGCAUGCCUCUUGGGAGUCUUCUCCCUCGGCAGCUCUGCUGUGGUAGAAACCGCCAAGGUGGGCUUGGAUGCAGCCGCUUGGAAGCUGACAGAAUUCUGCAUCGACUAUUAUACCGUCAGUUCUGGCGACACUUGCUGGGACAUCAUAUCACGCAACCAAAACAAAUUCACCAUGAGACAGCUCCUAUGCUGGAACACCGAUAUUAAUCCCUGGUGCUCCAACCUCAUUCCUGGACGGCAGGUUUGCAUUGGAGUUGAUCUUCCGGGCCCGGUUUGCUAA
This is a messenger RNA of Penicillium nucicola, 300 nucleotides long. RefSeq names its product LysM peptidoglycan-binding domain-containing protein. The record is from RefSeq and is a predicted model, not a curated record. Bases 1 to 300 code for a protein of 99 amino acids. The transcript has 2 exons. Lineage: Eukaryota; Fungi; Ascomycota; Eurotiomycetes; Eurotiales; Aspergillaceae.